Molecule: messenger RNA, 3909 nt
Organism: Leptopilina heterotoma
Lineage: Eukaryota; Metazoa; Arthropoda; Insecta; Hymenoptera; Figitidae
Product: tyramine receptor 1
Exons: 2
Coding region: 206-1375 (389 amino acids)
Biological process (GO): adenylate cyclase-activating adrenergic receptor signaling pathway
Cellular component (GO): membrane
Molecular function (GO): octopamine receptor activity
Source: RefSeq, a predicted model, not a curated record
GUCGACGCAAAAACUCCCCCCUCUCUCUCUCGCUCACUCACUCCCCCCACCCCUUUUCUCAGUUUGACUGUAAACGAAGAUGAGCUCAGUGCUCGACGAACAGCGCUGCGACGGGACCAUGCCGCCGCGCCCUGCAUCUCGAAAAAUCCGAUUCCAGGAGGAAGCCUGGAUGGGCUGAACAAAUUGGGGCGGACCCGGUGGGACGAUGGGAGAGGACUACGACGGAGAUGGGGGUUGCGGUUCCGGUGAGGAAGAAACCGGUUCAAAUCUUCCCCUCUGGGAGGCUGCAGCUGCCGUAUUAAUUCUGGGCUUUCUAGUGCUAGCAACAGUUCUCGGCAAUGCCCUCGUGAUCUUGAGUGUCUUCACCUACCGGCCACUAAGGAUCGUGCAAAAUUUCUUCAUCGUCUCAUUGGCAGUUGCCGAUCUUGCCGUGGCAAUACUAGUAAUGCCUUUUAACGUCGCCUAUUUGCUCCUCGGCAAAUGGAUAUUCGGUAUUCAUCUCUGCAAAUUAUGGCUCACAUGUGACGUACUAUGUUGUACAGCAAGUAUUCUAAAUCUUUGCGCAAUUGCCCUCGAUCGUUAUUGGGCAAUCACAGAUCCAAUAAAUUACGCCCAAAAACGUACGUUAAAGAGAGUAUUGGCAACGAUAGCGGGCGUCUGGGUGCUAUCGGGUGCAAUAAGUUCACCGCCACUAGCCGGUUGGAACGACUGGCCAGAGGAACUCGAACCCGGCACUCCAUGUCAACUGACAAGGAGGCAGGGCUACGUCAUCUAUUCAGCUCUCGGUUCAUUCUUUAUACCAUUAUUGCUCAUGAGUCUUCUCUAUUUGGAGAUAUUUCUCGCGACUCGAAGACGACUACGUGAACGGGCCAAGCAAAGUCGAUUGGGCGUUGUGCCAUCGGCGAAGCAUCGUGAAACUGAUGACGCCGAGGAAUCAGUUAGUUCGGAGACAAAUCACAAUGAGAAAUCAACGCCAAGAUCACAGCCAAAACCAUCGCUUGUCGACGAUGAUGUUACCGAAGUGACAGUGGCUGGUGCUACAACUGGACAUUCAAGACGUGGUGGUCCCGGUAUCGCGACAACAUCCACGACAGUUUAUCAGUUCAUUGAAGAAAGACAGAGAAUUUCUCUGUCAAAAGAGAGACGAGCUGCUAGAACGCUGGGGGUUAUAAUGGGUGUGUUUGUCGUUUGUUGGCUUCCCUUUUUCCUCAUGUAUGUCAUCGUACCAUUUUGUCCUUCUUGCUGUCCCUCCGAUAGAGUGGUGUAUUUCAUCACCUGGUUGGGAUACGUCAACAGUGCUCUCAAUCCGCUCAUUUACACCAUCUUCAAUCUCGAUUACAGGAGGGCUUUCAGGAGGCUUCUUCAUAUUGGAUAAGGAGUUCGUUGAGGGGUUCAAGCUUCCGGACUUUGUAAAUAUAUUCAUGUAAGAUUUAUCGCUCUUCGAGGAAGAAACCACAACACCCAAAAAUUAGCAUUUUACCAGGAAUCUUUUUUCUUUUUUAUCAGGAAUCUUUAUUUUUUUGUAAAUCAAUUAAUCUACAAAAAAAUAAAGAUUCCUGAUUCAUAAUUUGAAAUUUAAUCGACAUAAAGAACCGUGAGGUUAGGUUCCACAUUUUUUCACACUUUGGUUCGAUAUAACGAAUCAAAGUGCGCACGAGCAUGACCGUUAAAAGUCACCUUUAUAAACGGAUGUAAAAAUAAAUCAACUUUAAAAGGAUUCCUCGAAAAUAAAUAUAUUUUUCGGUGUUUGUGUUUGUGUGCGAGUACGAGUACGAGUACGAAAACAAACAUUCUCAGACUCUUUGUCGUUGGUUUCUAUAUCGAUCCCAUCACAAAAGAAGGAAGACUUCUUCUUGAAAAUUUCAUAUAAAAAUAAGAAGCCUUGGAAACAACGAAACGUUUUUUUCGUUUCAGAGCUGAGAAAUGUUGUCAAAAAAAAAAAAAAAAAAAAACAUUGUAAAUAUCUAUAAAUAAUAAUACACUUUGCGAAAUGAGAAAACACCUCCGAACAUUGUUGUUCAAUAAUGCAAAUCUAGUAAAAUUUGUUUCUUUGUUUUUUCUUUUUUUGGUUUUAGAAAGAGAGAAAGUGGCGGAUGAGAUUGAGUAUACAAUUUCGAGUCCAAAUGAGAUAUCUUAUACUGAUUUCGCAGAGUUUCACCGAAGAGGAAAAAGACCUGCCACUUACAGAAAAACCUCUUUAUUUUCGGAAUUGAAAGUUCCUUAUCGAAAUGUACAAGGGAUCGGAAACUAUGCAGCAGAUCUUUCCCGAUAGACGUCGGACGUGCAACUUGAGCGAACUGUGGUUUCACCGAGGUUCGAAUCGUUCGGGAAACUUUGGCCCGAGGGAGCAUAUUCAAUAAAGUACCCGCGUAUACAUGAAAGAUGAUAUCAUUCAGUUCAAACUCUAUAUAUAGCGAAGCUCGAAUGGAUUCGAAUCUGUUUGCCGAGAGAAAAAAUUAACAAAAUAUUUAUAUUCAAAAAGGGAUUUUGGUUUCAAUUCUUUUUUUCCACCGAAUAAAUAAUUCCAAUUUCUUGUUCGGAUCGAAAAAAGGAUUUUGGUUACAAUUCUUUUUUCGAACCGAAUAAAUAAUUUUGGUUCCGCAAUUUUCUUUUUGGACAGAAAAAUUGAUUCUUUUUUCGAACCGAAAAAUGGAAUUUCGUUGCUUUUAUAUCGAAUUUCUUCAGUUUCGCAGUAUCGCACGCCCUUAAUUAUACACGUUAAUUGUUCAAUAAAAUAUGCCACUUUAUCAGCAAUAAAGUUCAAACUACAAACUUUAUCAAAUGUAAAACGCUUGAUUAAAGUGCUACUUUAUCAAAAUACCACUUUAUCAAAAUGGUCUCUCUAAGGGUUGUUAUAAACUCCAGGAAAGUUAUUCUAUCGCCAUAAAUUCUCCCUGAUUAGAGGAUAAUCGCGAUUUCGAAAUUAAGAACCAAAAUCGGUUAACUUAUAUUUAUUUUUUCAAAAGUCAAUUUUUAAUAAAUCCUUUUUUUAAAGGAGUCAAAAGGUUUCAAUUUCCAGAAAAUUAUUUUACAGAAACAAAAUUUAACACCAAAAAACGAGUAUUGUCAUCAAAUUGAAUAGCGAUCGUAGUUUUUUUUUUGUAAAAUAAUUUUUCGUAAAAUGACAACUUUGCAAAACUUGCAAAUUCGUUAAAAUCGAAAUACAAAAAAAAUAAAAGUCGAAAAAAUUAAAAAUAGGAAAAACUGGAAAUCUUUCGAAAUACCUUUUCAUUGUCCCGAAUAAAAGAAACAUAACGUAUUUUUCUCCGGAGAAAAUUUUAAGUGACAAAUAUUAGCGAGAGCAACCUUUUUCAAUCUCUUUGAACAUCAUCUCUCUCUCUCUCUUGCUCUCGUCAUUUUGAUGUCAAAAUCAAUGAAAAUAGAAGCUAUCGCUGCAAAUCCGCCUAACCUACUUUCGAUACUAAGAACGAUCAAGAGAGACGAGGUGCGCAUCCAAGUGGAUGAGCUUCAAGUCGGUUUAUGUGGUGGUUAGACAUAAAAAAAAUAUAUUUAAACCCACAAGAGCUCGUUUAAUGUUAUAGAAAAGGUGUAAAAAUGACGUUAUACAAAAGAAAGAAAGAGUAUGUGUAAAACGAUCUGCUUCACGAAAGGAAUUAAGUAAAAAAAAUGAAAAAAAUAGAAUAGAAAAGAAAAGAAAGAAAAAUAAUACAUAAAUGGAACAUUUUUUUAAUAAAAGACCAGUGGAGUAGAAAAUAAUCGAUAGUAAAUUUAUUUCUUUCGCGAUUUCUCCAUCGCGAUAUAAUAAAAAGAGUUAUACUCCACUCCUAAACUUCAAUCAGUAAAUUUUACUCGCAAAAACCAGAGAGAAAGAGUGAGAAAUAAAAUUUCAAAUCGGUUCAAAUGGGAAUAUAUAUUUUUAAAAUGGAAUUUAUUUUUUUCUGUGUAUAU